This is a messenger RNA of Dicrocoelium dendriticum, 194 nucleotides long. Lineage: Eukaryota; Metazoa; Platyhelminthes; Trematoda; Plagiorchiida; Dicrocoeliidae. The record is from the annotation of a GenBank genome assembly.
CCUUAUUUUUAGAUGAGUUGUGUCUCAUCCGAUCAGAAUUGGUCGGCCAUCGUCGCAUGUCCGAAGCGAUGUUGCAAAUGCUACAACGACAAUCCCAAAGUGUUGCGCCGGGACUAUCUCUGCCAUUCAUCUCUCUCAGUGAGCUAAAGAGAUAUGAUGAACGGCUGAAGGACCCGGAUUUCAAAAUCAGAGUC